UGAUGUCAAGUUAGCUUCGAUGUUAGACGCCAUUAGCAUCCACAUCUUCGUACGGUAACUGAAAAGCACUUGCUCAGUGAAGAGAUGAUUAGACCGUCUUUGUUGACCUCCUGCUGGGAGAAAUGAAGCAUUCAUCGCCGUGCCAAUGCUGCCUGCUCAUCAAAUCCCAUUACUACAACAUUUCAGCUUUGGCUUCAAAGUUGAAAAGAACCCCACAAGGUCGUCAUACCUUCUAUGGCCGUAGGGGUCACUGUUGAGCAGGAGCUGACAUCCCCGGAGGUGAGAAAGCGGCUGUGCCCUACAGUCGUCCACACCGCAGCGCCUCAGUGUCGGCGAAGCUGAGAGCACAGGAGCCACUCGGCUUCUUCUCCUAUCUUCUACCACAAGACCAGACACCAGGAUGCUGCUGCAGGGGAGAUUCUCCGGUGCACUUUGUGUGGGACUUUGCUACCUUUUCAACGCACCUUUAUUGCUGGGCUUUAACCUGGACACCAGCCAUGUGAUCAGGAAGGACGGACAGCCUGGGAGUCUUUUUGGCUUCUCUCUUGCCAUGCACCGGCAGUUGAACCCGGACAAACGAAUGUUGUUGAUCGGUGCCCCCAGAGCCAGGGCUUUAGGCAAACAGACGGCCAACAUCACCGGAGGUCUUUAUAAAUGCGACAUCAGCCACUCCCCAGAUUGCCAGCGCAUUUUAUUUGACAGCGAAGAGGACAUCCGAGUUGAGAACAAAGAGAACCAGUGGAUGGGGGUGACGGUCCAGAGUCAGGGACCCGGGGGGAAGAUUGUGACGUGCGCUCAUCGCUACCAGAGGCGCAUGUUUGUGAACACGCCCCAGGAGGCCCGUGACAUCACGGGGCGCUGCUACGUGCUGAGUCAGGACCUGACCAUCGACGAGUCGUCCGACGAGGACGGCGGCAACUGGAACUUCUGCGAGGGUCGCGCCAGAGGCCACGAGAUGUUCGGGUCGUGUCAGCAGGGCCUGGCGGCCACCUUCACCAGGGACUACCAUUACUUGGUGUUUGGGGCUCCUGGGGCGUACAACUGGAAAGGCAUCGUGCGCGUGGAGCAGAAAAACGACACCCUGUUGGAGAUGGGCGUGUAUGAUGACGGCCCGUAUGAAGUUGGCGAUGAGCACGUCUUGAACCCGGAGCUUGUACCCGUGCCUGCUAACAGCUACCUGGGAUUCUCCCUGGACUCGGGCCACAGCAUCACCAGGAGGCGUGGCUUAACAGUGGUGGCCGGAGCACCGCGAGCCAAUCACAGCGGAGCCGUUCUGCUCCUGAGAAAGGAGAACGCCGCCUCGGCUCGGCUGGCGGUGGAGCACACGCUGCACGGCCCCGGGUUGGCGUCCUCUUUCGGUUACGACGUGGCCGUGGUGGACUUGAACGGGGACGGAUGGCAGGACAUCGUGGUGGGAGCGCCUCAGUUCUACAUGAAGGACGGGGACAUCGGGGGUGCUGUUUAUGUCUACAUGAACCAGGCGGGACGAUGGGGAGGGGUGGCUCCUCUCCGUUUAAACGGGACCAGAGACUCCAUGUUUGGCCUGGCGGUGGAAAACAUCGGAGAUGUCAAUCAAGACUCUUACAAAGACAUUGCCGUUGGAGCGCCCUAUGAUGACGGCGGCGCAGGAAAAGUCUACGUUUACCACGGCUCUGCACGGGGAGUCAUCAGCAGCCCGGCUCAGAUUCUUUCUGGCAAAGAACACAACAUUGGACUUUUUGGUUAUUCUCUGGCGGGGAACCUGGACCUGGACAGUAACUCCUAUCCUGACCUGGCGGUGGGCUCGCUGUCAGACUCGGCUCUCAUUUUCAGGGCAAGACCAGUCGUUACUAUCCACCGAAACGUGAAAAUAUCCCCUCGGGAGAUUGACCUGACAAGAAAAAACUGUGGAAACAAUAUUUGCUUCACUGUAGACGCAUGCUUCAGCUACAAAGCAAACCCAACGUCUUACAACCCAAAACUUGCCAUUAGCUUUUCCGUGGAGGUAGAUGGAGAUCGCAGGAAACAAGGCUUGCUGUCCAGGGCGGUGUUCUUGAACAAGUCCCAUUCGGAAACAGAACAUCACUUUAACGGGACUUUGGACCUGCGGGGGCAGAAACAGGAAACGUGCAUCAAAAUAAAAGCCAAGUUAAAGGACAAUAUCAAGGACAAGAUGCGGAGCAUUCCCAUCGAGGUGUCAGCACAAAUAGUAGGCACCAAGCGUCAGAAGACCAAGAACGGCCUCCCCCAGCUGAUGCCCAUCUUGGAUUCUUCUCAGGCGACAAAAGGAAUCAUUCAGGUGAAUUUCGUAAAGGAAGGCUGUGGAAGCGAUCACGUUUGUCGCAGCAACUUGAAGAUGGACUACAAGUUUCUGUACAAGCAAAGCAACCAAGAUAUUUACACACCGUUGCCCAUCAGGAACAACGUGCCCGUGUUUCACCUCAGCUACGAGAAGAAGGACUUAGCUUUGCGGCUAAGCAUCAGCAACGACAACGGCGACGACGCCUACGAGGCCAAGCUGGCGGGCUCCUUUCCUGACACGCUGUCCUACUCGGGAGUCCGCUCACAUCGCACCGCGAUGGACAAGCACAUCAUCUGUGUCGCCAACCAAAAUGGCUCCCAGGCCGACUGCGAGCUCGGCAACCCGUUUAAGCGGGACUCCCAGGUGACCUUUUACAUCAUCCUGAGCACCGUGGCCGUGACGCUGGACACCUCGGAGAUUGAUAUCGACCUGCAGCUCCAAACAACCAGCGUACAAGAAGGUCUGGCCCAUGUGAGAGUCAAAGCCAAAGUGAUGAUCGAGCUGCCGUUGUCCAUUACUGGGGAAGCCAAUCCUCAUCGGGUUUCAUUCGGAGGAGUCGUGAGAGGAGAGAGCGCCAUGAAGACGGAAGAAGACAUCGGCGCUUUGGUCAAUUAUACCUUUAGAAUAAACAACCUGUGGGGAACAUCUGUCAAGUCGUCCCUGAACAUCCAGUGGCCCAAAUCCACCAAAAACGGCAAAUGGCUUUUAUACUUGGUGAAGAUGAGCGCUAAGGAGGGGUCACAUGAUGUCCUUUGUACGCCGCAGUCUGAGAUCAACCCUCUCAAGCACAUCCAGGAGAUGUCGGCAUCCCGGAAAAAGCGGGAAGUCGGUCAGAAGAAAACAGCGAGGUCGUUGUCAGACAAAAACAGGAUUUUGACAUGCGGGAAGGACUUGCAGUGUGUGGUGCUGCAGUGCCCCCUGCAGGGAUUGGAUGGAACCACAGUGGAACUCAGAGCUCGUCUGUGGAACGCCACCUUUCUGGAGGAUUACACCUCCAUGUCGUCGGUGGACAUCAUCGUGAGGGCUUCGCUCGUGCUGCACACUCAGGCCACAAACAUGAUCCUCACGACCCCCAACACUGACGUGAUGCUGACGGUGUUCCCAGAGAGUGCGGUGGCCCAAUAUGGCGGCGUGCCCUGGUGGAUCAUCGUGGUGGCUGUUCUGGCAGGGAUCUUGAUCUUGGCGUUGUUGGUGUUUCUGCUGUGGAAGUGUGGAUUCUUCAAACGCUCCAAGCAAGACGACACGGUUCCUCAGUACCACGCCGUGCGGAUCCGGAAGGAAUCCCCUCAACGUGAAGACGGCAAAGUCAAGCUGGAUCCUUUUGAGAAGAAGCCGUGGAUGACCACGUGGGUUGACAAUGAAAGCUACUCUUGAAUCAUCUGAGGGACGUAUUUGUCCUAAAUGACCAGACGCUUCAUUAGGUACACCUGCAGUUUGAGAGAUCUCACUCUAUCCUUUUUAUGGACGUUGUUGUUAAGAUUGUUGGAGGUGCCCAAGCCAGUAAAAGCCGACACAAAUGUAUUUUUUUAUUGUAUUCUUGUGCUCACCAGCAGUUGUCAGUCUUUCUACACUGUAGAGAUGAUUCUUUUGUAUAUAUUUCAGCACAUUGUGUAUUUAUUUUUGCAUAAAAGGAGCCAAAGAUGCUCAUACUUUUGUCUACACUGGAGGAACGUGCAUUUCAAAAUCAGCUACUGACGUGUUGCAGCGGUACCGACUCGUUGAAACCUUGCGGAAUUUGAAAAACAGUUGAAUUUUUUGUAUGAAUGUAGUAGUUUUUACAUUUUUUUUAGAAUUUUUGUGCUGUUUCGAUAACGUUCCUGGUGACCGAGAACGCUCACUCACCACCGAUUCUCAAGAUGUAAUCAGAUGUUUUAGUUUUGUAAUUGUUACGUCACUGACGGGGUGGGAAAGGGACGAUAAAACCACAAUAAAAAAAAUCAUAAAUGUGCAGAAUAAAAAUAUUUUUCAAAAUGAAAAGUACUGUGAGUUGUUUUAUUGGAUU
Messenger RNA from Doryrhamphus excisus (bluestripe pipefish), 4283 nucleotides. Lineage: Eukaryota; Metazoa; Chordata; Actinopteri; Syngnathiformes; Syngnathidae. The record is from RefSeq and is a predicted model, not a curated record.